Messenger RNA from Anopheles stephensi (Asian malaria mosquito), 8837 nucleotides. RefSeq lists its product as uncharacterized. Gene Ontology annotation, cellular component: ER to Golgi transport vesicle membrane; endoplasmic reticulum exit site. Gene Ontology annotation, biological process: Golgi organization; autophagy; COPII vesicle coat assembly. Bases 463 to 7671 code for a protein of 2402 amino acids. The transcript has 18 exons. The record is from RefSeq and is a predicted model, not a curated record. NCBI's taxonomy places the organism in Eukaryota, Metazoa, Arthropoda, Insecta, Diptera, Culicidae.
UUGUCAUUCCCCGAAUGAAAGUUCCAACUUGGCAUUCAUUUCUUGUUUUCGACGGUGGAAAAGAAUUUCAAUUUUUCUCUUCACAGCCGCGAAAUCUGUCCCGUUUUUUUUUUGUCUGUGAUCGAACGGGACUGGGCCGUGCAGAGUCCCGUGUUUCCGCGUUCCGUGCUACAUUGUGCAAUCGUUAGUUUAUUCGUGUGUAGACACGUAAUGCAAAAGCGUGUGUUUGUGUGUCUGUAGCGUUCAGGAUCGUCAACAUAGAAAGUGCAAAACGAAAAGCAGCAACAGCAGCAGGUCUAGUGCCGAUCAACGCCUGCUAAGCCAACAUGCAGCAUUUGGUUUGUGUUUAACAUCAAGCAGCAGGAUUUUUGUUAUCCCUUUUCUGGACUAGUUUCGUAUCUGUUGGUGUGAUACGACUUGUGGCGGAGCGGGUGACCGGCCUUUUCCGGCCACCACAAAAGAAUGGCCGAACAGUUUUCUGCUUCGACCGCUUUUACGAACAUGAACAACAACACGGACGGCUGGGGCGAUGAUUGGGGCGAUUGGAAUGAUAAUUCCGGCCCGGCUGUGGAAACGACUAUGCCUAAAACCGUUGGUUCGAUGCAGACAGCACCGAACGCUCCUCCCAACACAUACUUCCAGCCACCACAGCAGCAACAGCCUCAACAACAUUUACAAACGCAAUAUCAACAACCACAACCGCAGAUGACACCAGCCCCAGGAACGUACCUGACCGGUGGGCAAAAUAGAAUGGAUCAACACAACCACAACUAUGUGCCGAAUUACUCGCAAAGCAACACCGGAUACCAGCAACCGGCGAUGAUGCCCGCUACGACUGCUAACCAAUAUUCAACUGCAAAUUACGCGCAGCCGUCGUACGACGCACCGGCAACUAAUUUUUUCAACGCGCCACCCUCACCCCCGGCCCCGGCUGUUCCACAUCCGCCUGCUUCGACAACGCCCCAACUGAUACCGACCUUCAGUCAGACCAUUUCCGAUAGUUUCGAUACAACGGCGAGCAACAACAGCUGGAACUGGACCGUACCGGAACCGCCAAAACACUCACAGCCAUCCAGCGGCCCUAAGCCGCAGCCGAACGAAAAUGUCGCACCAAAGCAAUCGCCACAGCAGCAACAAUCUGCUCCGGUCCAGCAGUAUGAAGACUUUCCGCAACAGGGCAACUUACCUUCGGCAGCAAGCGUGCAACUACAGCGUCUGAAGGCGGAGACCCUUUCGCCGCAAUGGUCCAUCGAGAGUCAGGUGUCGUCUAGCGAUCGUUCGCUGGAGAGUGAUCCAAGCGGCGAUAAUAGAGGUCCGACCCAAACCAGCACAACCAAGCGCGCUAGCGAAGGUACGAUGAACAAUGGACCUUUUCCCGCAUCAGCUCCAACGACCCUGCAGGCUGCCGUUCCGGAUAAGCUCGAUGAAGUGCUGGAAGCUUUAAGCAUUAAGCAAGAACCAACGGAAAGUACCGCGGUUGCUGGUAACAGCCAGCUCGAAAGCAAUUACCGUGGCGAACAAAACUUUCCACCACCACCACCUUCGAUCGUUGGAACCGCGGCUGCAGCAGGACCGAUUGUGAACGAUUCCCUCUCGCUCACAUCUAAAACAUCCUCUACGACGCCACCCUUGCCACCUCCCCCGAUCGAUAACCCAACGAUAGCAUCCUCACCUGCAUCUGGACCCCCGAUGGCUGGUGGGGGACCACCACCGAAAGCAAUGCAAAUUGCCGGAUCAAACCCGUUCAAACGAACCGGGCCACGGUCACAUACUGCCACGCCGGGACUAUCGGGCGCAGGUGCAUCUCCUGCUGCUGUCGUACCACCUUCGACAAAUGCCGGUGGAGCCUUCUUUUAUCAGCAACAGACACAACAUCCAGCGCUACUGCAACCGGCUUCGGUGGAGGAGCAGCACAACAUCGAAUCACUGACGCCCGAAAAUCAAGAAAUUCUGAUCGAAACGCGCAGCAGCGAGCAAACGAUGGAAAAUCAGGAAAUUGCACCAAACAACGAUCGCAAUCAGUACCUCCAGACGGGCCACCUGUCAGAGGAUGGAUAUGGUGUGGAAGGCACUACAUCGAUGAGCGGUACUUCGCGCACUCUCCAAGCGACCGGCUCCGAUGAGGUGGAAACGAAUCAUGGUGAUGCGAACGAUGGUCGUCUACCACCGCCGGGUCUUUCGCGAUACGUGCCGGGCCAGAACGAGCAGCAACCGGAACCAUUCGUGGCGUCGAGCGUAGCAGUGGGGCAAAGCUUUCCCGAGCCACCGCCGGGAUUGGAUCGAAUGGUUCCCGGUAUGGAUCUGCAGAACGUAUCGGACCUUUCGCUCGAACGCCAGGCGGAUGGUGAGGUGUCGGACAGUACCACACCAGCAGCACCCCCCACGAUUAUGCCAGCGGCUUCGAUGGCCGGACCGAGUGCACGGAACGAUCAUCUGCACCAUCACCACCAUCACAAUCAUCAUCACGAACGACGGGUCGAUAUGAGCGAUCGCAAUCUGUAUCGCGUGCCGGGCGAAGAUGACAAUCAUACGCAUCUCAACCAGCAACGAGUUGUGCCCGGUGGUGGUACAGAAAAUGAUCGUCCCAUGCCCGCACCGGCAUCGAGUGCGGUUCCCGUCUCGAGCGCCGCCUCGGUGAUGUUGAAUUCCGUCGCGUCGCUUGACAUGCCCGAGGAGCAGCGUGAGUUGGUAAUGGAUGGUGAAAAUCCGGACGAUCGACGCGAAGAUUCGCUAGUGGGGGGUAAUGCCGAUCCGAUUCCUUCGGCAGCCGGUGCUGGUUCGAGCGCCGCUGUCGCUGCUAGUGGUGCUGCAGCGUUGGAAACGGAAUCGAACGUUACUGUCGACAGCACGUACCGUAUGGAACCGUCCAACACAUCGACGGCGGACGAGAGCGACAAGGGUGGCUUUUACGGGGGGGCCGCCGGUAGCUCGAAAGGUGGUCGCCGGGAAGACGACAAUCUUCGUCGAUCGAACAAAAGCAAAAGCUCACGCGAUCGGUACGAUACGGAAGAUUCCGACUACAGCGAGCACGAGCGUCGUCGCAGGGAUCGUGGUGAAACGGGUGUAGCGGUUGCUAGUGGUGGUGCAGUAGCGGAAUCAAGCUCCUCGCAACGACAAGAACGAUCGCGCCGUACCAACGGUGACCGGGAGAAGGACAAACAGCGAAAGGAUAAUGGGCGCGAUCGGGACCGUGACCGGGAUCGUGAACGGGACCGGGACCGGGAUCGCGAUCGUGAUUACUAUUAUCGCGAUCGUGAUCGUGAGCGAAACAGAUACGAACGCGAUCGUGGUGAACGCUAUGGGCGCAAUAGCAAGUAUGAUCGUGACAGUCGCUACGAAACCGACGGUUCAAAGUACGAAACCGAACGAUCGACCCGGUACGAAAAGGAAGACAGACGGUACGGUAGUUCCACCACCCGUGACGACUACUACCGAAAGCGAGAUGAGCGCGGACCGACGGACGAUAGUCGUGGUGGUGGUGCUGGGCGGGACCGCGAUCGCGACCGCGAUCGCGACCGCGAUACGCUCGAAAGGCGACAACGAAAGGAAAAGGAACGCUCGGAGCGCUACCGGGGUGAUGAGCGAAGAAAAGAUGAUCGCUACCGCGAAGGUGACAAGCGCCGCGAUCGUCCCGAACGACGCUACGAUCCGGAGGAUUAUCGUGCCGGCAGCCGCAACGGAACUGAUCGCGAUCGCGCCCGGGACAGCCGGGAAAGGGACGAUCGUAAGGAGAAGGAUCGCAGCAAGUACAUGGGCACCGGCGGCAGUGGUUAUGUUGGUGGUGCUGCCGAUGCUUACGGUCCGUCCAGCGGGUACUACGAUUCGUACAGCUACUACGCGCAGCAUCAGCAGUAUUACGAACAGCUGCGCCGCACGAAUCCCCAGGCGUACGCCGAAUGGUACCGUACGUAUUACGCGCAAAUGCAGGCGAGCCAGAUGCAGCGCGAUCUGCGGACGACGGAUGGCCGUGAGUCGGUCCAUUCCGGGCGCAGCUCGACAAACGACAAAGAACGGUUUAAUCGGACCACACCGUUCCUUCAUCCGCCCGGUGUGUACAAUCCGGAGGAUUACCAUCGCCAUUACAAUAAUCAAUCGCUACCGUCGGCGGCCGGUGCGGCCGGUCCGGGUUCGCUGCUCGACCAAAGCUAUCUGACCGAUGCGUCCGGUCAGCCGUCGUCACUGCCACCGAUGAUGUACCACGCCGCACUCCAGCAGCAAACGCAGCACCAUCGUCAGGCACUGCUACACCACCAGCAGCAGCGGGCAAACACGGCGCUGGCGCUGGACCGCACGUACCAUGGCGAAGCGGGCGGAUACUUUCAACCAAGAAUCGAUCAGAUUGAUGCGUCCUCUAUAAAGCCGGAAACCGCCACCGAGUUGUCGAUGAUGGAACCGGAACGCUUGACGCCCCGGAAGUUCCCCGAAAUUCAUCCCAUCGUAAGCGUGUCCGCCGGUUUGCUCAUAUCGACCAAAAAUCGACUAACGAUGAACGGUAUGGCGGACACGGUGAAAAUAUACAGCUUAGGGUACAGCGACGCAAGCAGAAAGCUGUUCCAAACGUACCCGGGGCCGCUGGUGAAGGGUGUAACGCAUAAAAAGUCGGUGAUUGAAUUCUGCGAAGAGCAACUGCGCCAAGGGCCUCCGUAUGGUGGUGCACUGGCACUAAUGAAAUCGCGCGGCAACUCCAUCAACAGUCUUCAUUCGUCCUCGCUGGCGGCCGGCGUUAAGGGCAGCUCGUUCUCCUUGCUGUGGAACUACAUCAUUCUGCUGCUAAGACAAAAUGGCACGUUUGUUGGUACUGAUAUUUCGGAACUGUUGAUGCGCAACAAGGAGGAAUAUCCUUUCGAAUCGCUUCAGGCUAGCGUGCCACGUUCGGCCAACAUAAGUGGGCGCAAUUCGUCGCUAUCGCAGGCAGCUGCCGAACGGGAGGGUGAUGCCCGGCACGGGGAAGGAGAUAGCGAAGAGGCGGCCGAUGCUUCUUUGGGCGAGCUGGCAAAGGACACGUUGGUAGCAGCAGCAGACGCGGCGUCACCGAAACCACUCUCGGAGCUAGAAAUUACGGACAAGUUCCGCAGCUAUCUGCUGUACGGAAACAUUAGCGAAGCGCUCGAAUGGGCCACCGAGCAUAAUCUCUGGGGACAUGCGCUGUUCCUCGCGUCGAAGGUUGACUCACGGCAGCACGCGAACGUGAUGAUGAAGUUCGCUAACAAGCUGACGCUGAACGAUCCGCUGCAAACGCUGUACCAGCUGCUCAGUGGGAGAACUCCGGCCUCGGUCACGAGUGUGUUGGAUGAAAAGUGGGGCGAUUGGCGGCCUCAUCUCGCGAUGCUGAUGUCCAACAGUUCCGCCAAACCGGAACUGAUCAAGAAGUCAAUCACAACGCUCGGCGAUACGUUGCUGCAUCGGGGCGACCUGUAUGCGGCACACUUUUGCUACCUCCUGUCCGAUGUGGCCUUUGGACGGUUUGCUGACGUAAGGCAUGAUGUUGCCGGUGCUGGGAACAGUGGAACCGUGCGGUUGGUGUUACUGGGUGCUGCUCACAGCAAUCGUACCUUCCGCGAGCUGUCUACGAACGAGGCGAUCAUGAUGACGGAAGUUUACGAGUACGCACGAUCGCUGAACGAGGAUCGCUAUUCAAUCGAUGAAUUACAGCGUUACAAAUAUUUGCUAGCGUGCCGUAUGCUUGACCAGGGUAUGCAGCUCAAAUGUUUGCUGUACAUGGAGCAGAUAGCGGAACAAAUACGGUACGAUCCGUACCGGUUUGAUACAGAUUUUGUGCGAAAGGUUUACACGCUAGGCGAUCGGUUGAAGUAUUACGAUCCGGUAAUGGAAAAGGCGCUGGACGAAUCGGUGAACAAUACGGGCCGGGGCAAUGUCUACGCAAACGUGGAAGAUCCACAGUGGUUAAAGCAGUUGAACGAAAUACUCCUGAACAAUUCAUCAAGUGGUGCCUCGCAGUACAAUAACGUUGGCGAUGGCCCGUUGACUUACGAUUACGGCACCGGAUACGGCUAUGGUGUCGAGCAAUCGCAGCGUCCGGUAGGCGGUAUUGCGACUGAAGAGCAGGUGGCCGUUCAGCAACCGGAAACGAACGACAUUAACGAACAGUUCAACGAAAUCAACCAACAGCUCGGACAGCUUAAUUUGCAGUACAGCGACCAAUCGGCACAACAGUACCAGCCCAAUGCCGCCGCUCCAUACGAGCUGAAUCCGGCCCCUGUUCCGGGGAGCUACGAUCAGGGUUACGAAUCGAUUAACCAGCAAUCACUGAUUGAUCCAACGGUCGAACAGCCAGCUCAGGCCACACAGCAGCAGCAGCAGCUGCAGGACAAUUAUGAGCAGCAACAUCAGCAAUACAAUCCGUAUAGCAGCUACGAUGAACAUCAGCAGCAGGAACAACAGCAGCAGCAGCUGGGAGGAACCAGCUAUUUCACACCAGCUCCUCCAGCGAACAGUAAUGAGGUGAUGGGAUCUACCGUGCCGACGUCGUACGAUGCAGGAUACUGGGGCACUGCCGCUGGUAGCAACAGUGAGCUGCGAGCACAGGAACAUCAUCCUCAACACUACCACGCCGACGAGGAGGAGGAGGAACACGAAAUGGACGAGGAGGACGAGGAUCGAAAGGACGAUUGCGAUCGUAGCUCAUUGUCGCCUUCGCCCGCGAUCGACGCGACACGGCAGCAAGCAAUCGCUGCCUCGUUCGAUUAUCAUCGCGUUACGCAGCAGCAGCUGCAACAGCAACGGGAUGCGUGCGCGGCACCUAAACCGACGAUCUCAAUGCCAAACGCUGUCUCGAAGCGGCCCGGAUACGGUGACGAUACGGAUGACGAGCGGACGGGAGGUGGAGCGAGAGCUGGAGAAGUGAAUGCGGCAACCGGGGGCAGUAAACCACAGCAGCAAGCCCAGAAUGCGGCUGCCCAAGCGAAGAAAGCUCCCGGUGGCAAGGAUGGAAAAGGAACGGCUGGGCCAGCCGGUGCUCAAGGGUCGGGAUGGUUCGGUGGCAUUUGGAACAAGUUUUCCUUGAAGCCGAAAAACCAGAUGAUACUGCCCGAUGAUAAAAAUCCAAAGAUUGUUUGGGAUGAAGUGUCGAAGCGUUGGGUAAAUACGGACGAGGGAGAGGCAGAAGCGGAAGCGUACAAACCACCGCCCAAGAUGUCGGAUCUUGUCCCAACUGCAGCGCCAGCGCCUACGGCUGGUCCCCCGGCAGCUGUAGCCCCCGUCGGUGGACCGUCCGGACCGAUUCCACAGUCGCAAAAUUCCGGUGGUGGACCCGUAUAUCAGCAACCACUGCUGUCCAAUCCGAUGGACAGCCGCCCUCAGUCUCAGCCGCUGCAAUCGAACGUUUCAGCGGUCAGUAAUGCUGGUGGUCCGGUCGGCGAACCGACGAAAGUUCCCACACUGCAGUCAAACAUGUACAAAAUGCAACGUAACCGAACCCUGAAGCGGUCGUACGUCGAUGUGUUCAAUCCUUCCGGUGCGGCCCCGACCAAACCUACGGAACCCGUGCUGGCACCGGCCGUUCCGACGAUGCCUAAUGCUGCGGGAAGCUUUUUCGUUCCGGGAGGUGCUCCCAACACCGGUGGAGCAGAACAGCAGACGGAGGGUGCAGCUCAGGGAAUGCCACAGUUUUACAACCCGAAUCAGUUUGCUGGGGGAUACCAGCAGCAGUAGAAGAAGUUGACAAAAAACCACAAAAACACGAAGCAACUCAGGAUGAUGAAACCACCCUGUCCAGACCCCAGAACCCGGAUUUGUUUGAUCGUGCCCAUGUUUGCGUUGUUGGUUCCGGAUACACUGCGCUCCGCAACGACGAGGUUUGAUAACACAGAAAAGUAUCGCAACGUCUUACUCAUUCACCUCCACAGUUGCAAAGUUCCGUAGUGUGCAACCCCUGUUUGGUUUUUUUCCUAUUCUAUUCCUGAGCUUGUAUUUACAACCGUUUCUUUUUUCUCCUUGUGUUAAGUGACCUUAUUUGGCUUCCUGUUCCCGUUCCGUUUUUUUUUUGUACUUUUCAAUUUGGAAGGUGGGAAAGCUUGCCACGGUGCAAUAAUCUAAAAGACACACACACACACACACGUGUACAGGGAAAGGAGUUUUCGGAGCUUGUGUUGUUUGGGUUUAAGAGUGAGUUCCUCUUCGGCUUCUUCGGCCUGUGUUAAGUCAAAAAGUCCGGCGAAGAAGCGUCUAAUUACUCUAUUGGUUUUGUGUUUAGCGUGUUAAAUUGUUUUAUAUGACUGUUACGGAUGUAGCCUCCUUUUCUUUCACGUUCCAUGUGUAAUCAAGUAGACCGCGACCAAUCAAUACACACACACACACUGCGGGCUAAAAGUCUGCUGCUGCACUGGCAAUGACACUUUUAGUGAGAAUUUCUAUGUUCAAUUAUGUGUUUAUGUUGUUUUUUUUAUUAUUAUUCGUUGACGGGUAGAGAAAGCGGACGGAAAGGAUUCUUUUUAUCUAAAUAUUCCCUUUAAGUUAAGCUGUGUGUAUUCAUUAAUUGUCCCUGGGAUUCGGGAGAAAACAAAAAGUUGUGUGCAAGCGGGCAAUAAAGAAGGGCAAGCGAGUAGUGUGAGUCAUUUGUGAUACGAUGGUAAAUCGUUUAUUUCGGAUUACGCCCGUUUUAUGCCGGAUAUCUCGUCCCUUCCUUAUUUCGCGUUACCUUUUGUUUGAGAAGUUCCGAAUGUGGGCGAAAAGACACACACACACACAAACAAAACUGAACUCCUGGUGCGCUCGCGAAAAGUAUGGCCGAAGGAUUAUUGCGCUUGGGAAGGGAUAUUAUGAAAUGUAUAAUGUAUUUAGCCCAAUUGUCGACAGAAUAAAUUACACUAUUAAAAUAU